UGCUCUAAAUGCAAAGAUUACCUCUUCAUUGCCUUGGUCUGCGGAUGACAUCAAUGUUAUCGCAGUACAGCAGGUAGUUAAAAACUCCCUGGCAGCUGUCCCCGAGGAGAUUCUCCUAGAGACCUAGAGACCCACAAAAUAUUGUGAGGCCAUCGUGGUUGAUGCACCUCUGCAACAUCACAUGCAAGUCAGGAAUAUUGGCUUUUGAUUGGAAGACUUGAGCAAGUGAAAGGAGAAGGCGAUCAGCUUUCUGUUUAUCUAAUUCCAGGCAAAUGGCUCAUUUGGUUACAGCUGUCACCAGCUGAGAUCAUCCAGGCAAAAUCAGCUGAGCUCUUCACUGUAAUCCAGAUCUGAUAACAACUCUCUGAACAGCUCUGCGGACCGGAUAGGAAACUGUAAUUUUCUGGUUUACAAACUGAAUCAACUUCCAUGUGGGAAAAAACAUCAGACAAAAGGCCAGAGAGUGAAAGAGAGGCUGUCUUUGGAUGUACAGGUGUUCUCAGUGAUUUCUGCCUUUGUAGAGAGACACACACAUUCAUCAUGUCGCUCUCUGUGACAACGUUGGUGCUGCUGAUGGUUUGCGGCACUCAGGCUUCACAUUUUUUAGGCACAGUCAUGACCUACUACCCAAAGGACACUUUUGCAGAUGGAUCUGUCACAGUGACUCUUCGGUAUAAGUUGAACUUCCACGACUGCACAUCUGAUACCACAUGGAGUUGCCUCAGUGGUGAUUGUGGGACUGGAACCUACACACUACAUGUGGUAAAACAGGAGAGCAGUGGAGACUGGUGUCAGAGAGAGGGAAUCAUGACUCGACAGGUUUCCAGCAACGCUCUGUUUGAGCUUUGGUUGAAUAGUGGUAACUGGAUAUCAAGCAUCAAUAACAUCAUAUCAUGGAGAGCUGUGACUCGGGUGGAACUGAGGAACCGGUCCGACACCGGCAAAGCCAACACAUCACCUCAGACCACCAUCCUACCAGCUGUGGGAGUUCCUUCAAACUGUCAGAGAGAUUUCAGCCUGUUGAUGUUUGACCCUGAUGGAGACGAAGUUAAAUGCAGAUAUGGAAACUCUGCACUCUCAGAGUGUAACCCCUGCACUCCACCGUCUGUCCUCAGCCUCUCAUCGUCGUCUUGUACUCUGUCAUUCAGCCCCACCAACAGCAGUAAUGAAGGUUCGUAUGUAGUACAGCUGGUGAUGGAGGACUUCCCCAGACAGACCAUCACUCUGACUCAAACCAGCGGGACACAAACAACAAUAACUACCAACGAUGCCAUCAGCAAAAUACCGAUUCAGUUUGCUUUGAAAGUUGAUCCUGCAGUGCCAUCCUGCACAGAAGGACUCUUUCUGCCCAAGUUUCUUCCUCCAACACCAGCCAACGGAGCUCAGCUCUACAACAAUGUCAGUCAGACUCUGGACAUUAACAUCACUGCAGAGGCACUUAACUCCAUGGUCUCUGAGCUGCUCUACAGCGGGCCGUGCAAUUUAAUCAGUAGUACAUCAGGACCUGGACAGUUCAUCCUGAGAUGGACACCAUCUGAAAGUGAAGAUGGACAAACCCUCCCCAUCUGUUUUGUUGUCCAGGCAGUUUUCAAUGGGACCAAGUAUCACUCCGAGCUUCGAUGUGUCACUGUGACUGUUGCAAACGGUGAGUAGAGCCCUUCACCAUUUCAGCCACAUUUAAAUCUAAUUUACUGGAUCAGUGUAACUGAGCUGGACUGGUCAUGCAACACAGAGCACCUGU
This is a messenger RNA of Haplochromis burtoni (Burton's mouthbrooder), 1741 nucleotides long. RefSeq lists its product as uncharacterized. Bases 430 to 1653 code for a protein of 407 amino acids. Lineage: Eukaryota; Metazoa; Chordata; Actinopteri; Cichliformes; Cichlidae. The transcript is spliced from 11 exons. The record is from RefSeq and is a predicted model, not a curated record.